GGGCAAAGCGGAGUCUGCGCUGUUGGGAGAAGACCUUUGUGCGCCUGCGCGGCGACAGGUCCGGCGGACAGUUUGAAUUUUGGCUCUGGAAGUUGGUUUCACGAUUUGGCGUUUGGGUCGUAGUCUGUAGGUGCACUCGGUCCCCAGCCGCAGCGCAGGCUCUUCGCUCCAGACUCCGAGAGGUCGCUGGCUCGGAAGCCGCCCGAGGAGGCAUCGCUUAGCAGACGCUUAAAGGAUGGCCUCAGAUCUAGAACAGCUAUGCUCUUAUGUUAAUGAGAAGAUUGAGAAUAUUAAGAAAAUUCUGUCGAUAAGAAAUCUUGGCCAAGACCCUGCCUUGAAGACUACCUUAAGUAAAAUAGGAGAUGAGAUCAUUAUAGUAAAUGAGCUUCUAAAUAAAUUUGAAUUGGAAAUUCAGUAUCAAGAACAAACCAACAGUUCGCUCAAGGAGCUCUGUGAAUCUCUUGAAGAAGAGUUUAAAGACGUGGACCAUCUCAACGAACACAUUCCUUCCUGUUUGCCUCGAGUGACAGUGACUCAGAGCUCGGUUCACAAGCCAGAUCUGGAUCCUAAUGAGUCAGUUAAAGUUGAGGAGCCUGUACUGCCAAAGAAGCCUCCCAGAGAGCAGAGAGUUAUUAAGGAAAUGCACUUUAUAACCACGGACGAGUUCAAUGGUGUUCCUGCGUACAUGAAAUCCCGUUUAACUUAUUGUCAAAUUAAUGAUGUUAUUAAGGAAAUUAACAAAGCAGUAGUGAGUAAAUAUAAGAUUAUACAUCAGCCAAAAGCAUCUAUGAGCUCUGUGAAGAGAAAUCUCUACCAAAGGUUUAUUAAUGAAGAAACGAAGGACACAAAAGGUCGUCACUUCAUCGUGGAAGCCGAUGUAAAGGAAUUCACGGCUUUGAAAGUUGACAAGAAGUUCCAUGUGAUCAUGAACAUUCUGCGGCAUUGCCAGAGACUGUCGGAGGUCCGCGGGGGAGGACUUACCCGAUAUGUCAUUACCUGAGGCUUUUGAAGACUUGGAACUGAUUGGCAGUAGUGUAUGGAGGGUAGUCUCGACAUUUCAUGUGUUUUUAGCUUCUCCAUUUCCUGGCCUUGUUUGUUACAGAAAGUAAAACUUUGGAUAAAGCAUAUAUAUUUUCAAACUGUACUGCCUUUAGGAACGUGGAUGAAGCUGGAGCCCAUGGUAGCACAGUAAGCCAGAGUCAGAAAAGUCUCCUGUGGAACCCGUGUGUGUAAGAGUGUGGGUGUCAUGAGAGCAGAAGGAGGAUCUUGAGAAGUACGUGGAGAAGGGGAGCAGAGGGGCAGUGGAGCACUGUGAUAGGAGACCAGAAGGAAGGAUUAUCUGGGAACCAGCCAGGGGAGGGGAAGCAACUGCGAUGCCACAAGAUACAUAAAAGUGUAGUAACUGGACUCAUUUCUUUAUGUGCUAACGUAUAAAUUAAUUAAAAAAUCACUGCCUUUCAGU
Messenger RNA from Arvicanthis niloticus (Nile rat), 1462 nucleotides. It is a transcript of the gene Ska1, whose product is annotated as spindle and kinetochore associated complex subunit 1. Gene Ontology annotation, molecular function: microtubule binding. Gene Ontology annotation, cellular component: mitotic spindle; spindle microtubule; outer kinetochore. The record is from RefSeq and is a predicted model, not a curated record. Gene Ontology annotation, biological process: regulation of microtubule polymerization or depolymerization; mitotic cell cycle; cell division. Lineage: Eukaryota; Metazoa; Chordata; Mammalia; Rodentia; Muridae.